This is a messenger RNA of Cryptomeria japonica (Japanese cedar), 1597 nucleotides long. RefSeq lists its product as uncharacterized. The transcript is spliced from 8 exons. Lineage: Eukaryota; Viridiplantae; Streptophyta; Pinopsida; Cupressales; Cupressaceae. The record is from RefSeq and is a predicted model, not a curated record. Bases 794 to 1597 code for a protein of 267 amino acids.
UCUUAGAAAUAUUAUAUAAACUUUAGAAAUAUAAUCUGUCCGACUGUUUCUGUGUAAACUGAUAUUUGAGACUUUUAUCCUUUCCAGACUUUCCUGCUUAUGUUGGUGACUGUAGCCUAUCUCUACUCAGCGCCGAGGGGCUGGAUGACCAUUGCAACAGUCAAAUGUGGUUGAUUUCUGAAGUUUUGGGUUAGAAUGGGGUAGCUCUGGCUUUCCUGGCCGCUUCCCUAGAUUUUCAGAGAGGCCAUAUUGUGGUUUCUGUGGCGGCGAUUUCCAGGGCACUCCAAUUAGGGUUUCCAUGGGCUAAAUCAGAAUCGCCCUGGCGGCCAUCGGGAAGCUCAUGUUUGCCCAAUUCUCUGCCUUGGAACCGGUCUGCUGGGCCCAAUCCAAGCCUGGACUACGGCUUCAAGGAUAAUCUUUCAGGGCAAUAAUGAAUUACUAUGAAGUUGCUCAUGUUGGUGGUUGUUAGCUUUUCUAAGUUUCUAUAUAUUCUCUGACUGCAUCUUGGAAUAUAAAUUGCCGUUUGAGCAGUGUAAUAUAGGUGGCCCUGUAAUGCGUUGGAUGAACAAGAGGUGCUGCAAAAUAUGUAACUGUACACGCACAUUUGCAAAGAACACAAAGAAAAAGAGACGACCUUCGCUCAUUGACAUACGCAUUCAUAUUCCUUCUCCAUAGAAGAUUGCACCUGCAAGGUUACCAGAAAAGAAAAGUAUUAAUUACAAAUAGCAGCAACAUUUAAGACAAGGAACAAGUCUACUGGAUUAUCAAACACCAUAUUACAAGCAGCAAAGCAAUGGACCUGAGCACAAGCCCUACAAAACAAGCUCAGUUGAAGCAAGAACAACCAAAGCAACAACAAACACCAAAAAGAUCAAAAACAAAAACACAAAAUUGUAUGUCAAUUGAAGAACUGAAUGCAAGAAAAGCCGGAAACAUGUUUGACGGUGAUGUUCUUGUAGUCUAUAAAGCAACACUAGACAAAGUGAACAAAACACGCGAGGUUUUACGUGCAGAUCUAACAGAUUUGAAGGCAGAAAUGACAAUUACAUUGAAUGUACCCAGUAAUCUUGUCCAACAAUAUGAAAACAAGAUUAUUCCAGGAUCAGGAAUAUCUAUAACAGGAUUUCAAAUCGCUGCAAAAACAGACUAUGAUCGCGGAGAUUGCGAUUGUAUAUUGAUUUUAAAAGAAUCAUCUAUGGUGGAGACCAAACCAAGUAUCUGUAAGCAAUACAACUUCAUUCCAGGUACAACUAUCAAACAGUUACUCACAAGCACAAACGAAUAUGCCACUGGAACAAUUGGUGCAUUGGUUGUUGCAACAAAGAAAAAAGCUUUCCAAUACAUGAUUGAAAUCAAAGAUGGCUUCAGCGACAUGGACAAGGCAACGCUACUAUUACAUCCAAAUUUUGCACACCACUACUUAACAAUUGAAGAGAAACUCAAAAGAAAUGAAAUCCCAGCAAUGCUGUUUAGAAACGUUGUUAAAAGAACAGAUUUAAAAAACACACUUCGGACAGGUUUAUCAACAACUAUAUGCAGAUUGAAUGAUAAAAGAACAAUGGACAGACUCAAUGCACUACUACAUACAACAUUUUAG